AAACAAUUUCUUGGGCUUCUAUUCUAUCAACGAUAAUUGUAUAUCUACCUUGCGUACGAUUUCCUACAAUGACGAAUCAUUAUGACGAGCUUGACUGGUCAUAAGUGCGAGCGGUCAUAAGCAGUGGUCGGAAUAGGUAGAGCUAUUUGGGGUGAAUGACCGCAAACAUUGAUAUUAACAUGGACAUGCCUCUGAAAUCCCGGGAUUUUGAAAUUGUCGAUUGAUUUAAGUGAGUUAAUAUGGGUAAGUGGGCAGUUAUGAGCAGGUAGUAGGUGAGCACCCAAACAGUAUAUACUUACUUAUAAACACACACAGGGAUCCUGGAACGUUGUUAGAGGUAGCUUCGUGAAAUAUGAAUUAAUUAAGUAAAACUGUUAGAAACGAUACUAAAUAUACUUUACUGCACAAGGAAAUAUUAAAUGCCUACACAAUACAGAAUAGAAAAAGAUAAUAUCGCUGCCACCGGCUGGAGGUACGCGACGGCUGAGGGGGAGCGCGAGGGGAGUGCUAGCGCCGGGUUUACGCGGGCAGCGGGAGGGGCGCGGGAUCGGCGGGCACGAGCGCUCGCCUGCGCCGCUGCGAGCGAGACGGCGCUUCUCAUUUUACCACGGCGGUGACGCCGCAUUUUGUUAUUUCGUAUUUAUUGUAAUUAAUGUAAUACACAAUUGUCAAAUCAGUCUACGAGUUUUCCUGACCAGCUCCUGCUACACUAAGUUAUCGAUACAUCAAGAACAAACCAAUUUAUCUCUCUUUUAUUAUUAUAUGUUUAUGCUCCAUGUUGCCAACCCGUCGUAAGCGCUGUUUUCGUCGCUUAUUUUUUGUCUCUUUCUAUCUUAAAACGUCUAAAGUAUUAGCUGUCUCACUUAUACAAAUACAGGUACAGCGGGCUUCACUCACUCUUUUGUUUCGGCUUGUAGAGUGCGCACGUGUGAUUUAUUGUGUUCCUUAUUUUAUUUGACGUUGGCUUGUUAACUGGUUUCUGGAAUCUUACUAACACGAAUACUUUGGCUUGGAUUUACGAAUUUUGAUUUGUUUUUUGCGGACUGGAUACAUUUGAAACUGUUUAUUUGAUUUACCUACCACAUUUGGGGCGAUAAACAAGAAAAGCCAAAAAUGCCAAAUAUCAAGGAAGAAACAGUACAAAAGUGGAUAUCCGAAUAUCCAGAGCUGUUAUACGACCACGCUAGUCGUUCAAUAUAUUGCUCGAAGUGCGAGAGCCAUAUAACGGCGAAAAAAUGUAACAUCAAUAGACAUGUCGAAGGAGCCGUGCACAAGGGAACGUUUAAACGGCCUCCGGAGGAAUUUUAUUCCGACCUGAUCAAGUUUCUGGUUCUGUGCAAUAUUCCCUGGUCGCAGAUGAAAAAUCCAGCAUUCAAGGAGUUUUUUCAGAAAUAUAUCUGUACUGUUUGUUGUUGUACUUGUACUAGUCGUAAAGUACCCGAUGAGUCGCUGUUACGAAAAGUAUAUUUAGAUAAAGUUUUUACUAACAAAAUCAAAACAAUUUAUGAAAAAAAUCAAACUGAAAAAUUGUGGAUAUCAUUAGACGAGACAACAGAUUUUUUAGGUAGAAAUAUUGUACAUUUUUUGAUAAAACCAUUGCAUGAGAAUAUCUCAAAUCGGCCAUAUUUAAUUGCCUGCAAGAUGUUAGAGGUGGUUAAUGGACAAACCAUUGCCAACUUUGUAAUACAGUGUCUUGAAAAUCUAUGGCAAAACUCGUUUGAAGAAAAAGUUGAUAAUAUUUUAAUACUAUGUACUGAUAGUGUAGCAUAUAUGAUAUCUGCAGGGCAAAAAUUGAAAUGCUAUUUACCACAAUUAAAACAUGUAACAUGUUUUGCUCACGCACUUCAUCGUGUUUCUGAGCAAAUUCGAAUGGAAUAUAAUGAUGUGGAUAUUUUGAUAUCAAAUGUAAAAAAAAUAUUUCUAAAAGCGCCAAGCCGUGUUCGCAUUUUUAAAAGAAAAUACCCUGACUUACCACUACCUCCACAACCAAUUAUUACAAGGUGGGGUACUUGGUUGGAGGCAGCAUCAUACUACGCAAAACAUUUUGAUGCAAUAAAAGAUGUUUUGUCUCAUUUAUGCAGCUCUGAUGCAAUAGCUAUCCGAAACGCGAAAAACAUAUUACAAAAAGAAAACAUACAAAACGAGUUACAAUAUAUAGAUGAAUAUUUUUCAGUUAUACCGUUUGCUUUAAAAGAAUUACAAAAGCACCACUUGACGCUAAGUGAUUCAUUUUUAAUAUUAGAUACAGUCAGAACUUGUAUAAAUGAGUGUGCAUCAGAAAAUAUUAAAAAUAAAAUUGAAAAAGUUAUAGAAAGAAAUCCGGAUAUAGAUAUAUUACGAGAAUGGAGUGAAAAAAUUGUAAGAAAUGAAACAGAUGACCAAAUUUUAUUGAAAUGCAAAUUUGCUCCAAUGACCUCAACAGAUGUCGAACGUUCAUUUUCCAUAUAUAAAUGGAUUAUGGAUGUAAAAAGAAAUACAUUAAAAAUGGAUAAUAUAGAAAAACUGAUGGUCAUUUAUUUCAAUUCCGUAGAUGGUGAUGGGUUUUUCAGCGAAGAAUUGGUAGACGAUGAAACAUCAUCGUCUACCGGUUUAGAAUAAUUUAAUAAAAAGAUUAAAUUAAUAAAAAAAUAGUUAUUUAUUUUCAUCACGCGCAGUAGCGUGAAGUCUUUCAUUUACGAGCAUGUCAAGAGCUUCUAGGAAUAGAAAGUGUAUCGUAAAGUUUUGUUACUAAUCGUUAAAGAUUAACAUAAGGAAACGGCUUCACGUCACUGCGAGUCGUGAAAAUACCUACUCUCUAUCAAUGUUUUCAAUACGACGGCGUUAUUAAUGCUGAAAAUGUCAUAAUUACAUUUUUACGAAUGAUAUAGUACAAAGUUCUUUAUGCAUAUUUUUGUAAUUUAUUUGCUACUUACUACUUUAGUUAAGUAUAUUUAUAUAUCGUUGUAGACAGACCAACCAGUAAUGUCAACUGUUUUGAAAAUUAAAUAAUAUAUCUAACUCGA
Messenger RNA from Helicoverpa zea (corn earworm), 3002 nucleotides. RefSeq lists its product as uncharacterized. The transcript is spliced from 2 exons. NCBI's taxonomy places the organism in Eukaryota, Metazoa, Arthropoda, Insecta, Lepidoptera, Noctuidae. Bases 1114 to 2598 code for a protein of 494 amino acids. The record is from RefSeq and is a predicted model, not a curated record.